Penicillium waksmanii is the source of this 1578-nucleotide messenger RNA. RefSeq lists its product as uncharacterized. Gene Ontology annotation, biological process: amino acid transport; transmembrane transport. The record is from RefSeq and is a predicted model, not a curated record. The transcript has 3 exons. The coding region runs from base 1 to 1578 and encodes 525 amino acids. Lineage: Eukaryota; Fungi; Ascomycota; Eurotiomycetes; Eurotiales; Aspergillaceae. Gene Ontology annotation, cellular component: membrane. Gene Ontology annotation, molecular function: transmembrane transporter activity.
AUGGCUUCCUCAUGCCACAAUGCUCCACAGAUCCAGGAGAUGAGCGGCUGCGAUGAGGAGAAGCCGGUCAUAGAGCUGGAAGCCACCAUCACGCCCCAGUGUGGAGAGCUUCAAGAGCCCAAUCACGGUGUCGUGCAGAAGAACUUCAGUCUUAUAUCGCUUGCGGGUAUAGGCGUCGCCGUAGGCAACGUUUGGCCCGCGCUCGGCGGCUCUCUCCUGACCUCCAUCUACAACGGCGGUGCGCCCGGCGUCAUAUACGAGUUCAUAGCAGCGUCUCUCUGUUACUUCACCGUGGCGGCGGUUAUUGCCGAGCUGUCCUCUGCGUUGCCUUCAUCGUCUGGCGUCCAUUUGUGGGCGACGGUUACGUCGGGCCCCAGACACGGGAAGGUCGUUGGAUACUUUGCUGGCUGGUGGAACUGUCUGGCUUGGAUCUUCGCAGUUGCCUCUGUGACCUGCAUCGCGAGCAAUCUGUGUGUACAGACCUUCGCGUUUUGGCAUCCCAGUUUUAUCGCAAAGAAGUGGCACACAUUCGUAUGCUACAUCAUACUGAGCUGGCUAUCCUGCGUCAUCGUUUGCUUUGGCAACUCCAUGAUCCCUCGACUCAACAUAGUCGGGUUGGUCGUCAUAGUCGUCGGAGCCAUCACCACCAUCGUUGUGUGCAUUGCCAUGGUGAAUACCGAAGGCCGUAGUUCUGCCUCAAGCCACGAUGUUUGGGGAGCUUGGGAAGCGGACAUAGGCUACCCGAAUGGAUUCGUUUUCACUAUCGGCAUGUUGAACGGAGCCUUCGCCAUGGGGACGCCUGACGCCGCCGUCCAUCUCGCAGAGGAGAUCCCUCGCCCAAGCAUCAAUGUGCCCAAGGCGAUCGCGACACAAUACAUACUCGGCUUCGUAUCCGCGUUGGCCUACUUGAUCACCAUGCUCUACUGCAUCACCGAUUACGAAGCGCUGUACAAAGCGGAGCUGCCCAUCGCCGAGGUCUACUCCCAGGCCACGGGCCACUCUGCAAUUGCCACAACAGCCCUGUUGGCGCUGAUUUUGGCCCCAACGCUGCUCUGUACCCUUGGGCUGUAUGUGACCUGCGGCCGGACACUCUGGACCCUGGCUCGUGUGGGGGCGACACCAUUUCCGAACGUCCUUGGCCGCAUCAGUCCCACGCAGCACAUGCCAGUGACCGCCACAUUUGUCACGACAGUUCUUGUGAGCCUCCUCGGACUCAUCUACUUGGCCAAUAGCACCGCCUUCAACGGCUUUGUGGCAAGCUUCAUACUCUUCUCCAGCGCCUCGUACAUUGCCGCGCUACUACCUUACCUCUGGACACGCUCUCGAUCUUCAUUCGAGCCCGGGGAGUUCUACAUGACUGGAUAUUUGGGAUACGUUGUGAAUAUCUGGGCGUGUGGGUAUCUCAUUACCUGGUUUGUGGUGUAUUGUUUUCCAUACGCGCUCCCGACGAAUGCAGAGAAUAUGAACUACUCAUCCCUGAUCUGGGGCACUUUUACCAUUGCAGUGGGUGCCUUGUGGUACUUUGGAGUAAGGAAGACUUAUGUGCUUCCCAUGAGUCUUAGCCAUGACGAAGCGUAG